Messenger RNA from Mobula hypostoma (lesser devil ray), 5603 nucleotides. Its product is annotated as kinesin-like protein KIF19. The record is from RefSeq and is a predicted model, not a curated record. The transcript is spliced from 20 exons. The coding region runs from base 420 to 3605 and encodes 1061 amino acids. Gene Ontology annotation, molecular function: microtubule binding; ATP binding; microtubule motor activity. Gene Ontology annotation, biological process: microtubule-based movement. Lineage: Eukaryota; Metazoa; Chordata; Chondrichthyes; Myliobatiformes; Myliobatidae.
UCCUUCAUUCUUAAAGUUUGCGGAUGGAGAUUUGUUUCCUGGGUUUCUAUAGCUACGACACGGCUGCUACAACCUUUUGGUAAUUAUUUCCCGGGUUCUAAUGUCGGAUUUAAUAUAUCCGUGCUGCCGCUUCUGAGCGCCUUUCGCUUUAGACACUUAAAGUAUGUCUUAAGAGUAGUUGGCACAUUGAUUCAGCUGAUACCACCAAGAAGUUCGCGGACGUGUCAAUGGUCGCCCCAAAAUUCCCGGGAACGCCAAAACUGCGUGCCAGGAAACAUGGAACGUAACCAGGGAAUAUGCUCCAAGCAUUCGGGGUGACAUUCACAACCAGAAGAGGAGAGUCUGAAAGUUGAGAUCCUGGCCAAAGACAAUGAACGAUAUUUGCUGGAAGUAGUGUGGGAAAUUAAAUCUCUGCAGCCAUGAAGGAGCUGGGAGGAGAGUCGCGGAUUUAUCACCAGCUCACGGUGGCUCUCCGAAUUCGCCCCAUCAAUGAGUCAGAACUUGAUGAAGAAGCAACCAUCAUAGCACAUAAAGUGGAUGAUCAGAUGGUGGUUUUGAUGGAUCCAGAUGACAUCUUGCGAGCUAAUCGGUCCCGUGAAAGAACGUUUAUGUUUGACAUGGUAUUUGAUAAUAAUUCCAGUCAGGAAGACGUUUACUUGGCCACUACAAAGGACCUGAUUAAAGGAGUCAUCUGUGGAUACAAUGCUACAGUGUUCGCCUAUGGACCUACAGGAGCUGGUAAAACCCACACCAUGCUUGGGAUGGACUGCAAACCCGGAAUCUAUAUCCAAACACUGAAUGAUCUAUUCCAGGCAAUCGAAGCCAACAGUGAAAACAUGCUCUAUAGUGUCUCAAUGUCUUACUUGGAGAUUUAUAAUGAAAUGAUCCGUGACCUGUUGAACCCUUCCUCAGGGUAUCUAGAUUUGAGGGAAGACUCCAGGGGUGAGAUCCAGAUCGCUGGAAUCACAGAAUUCUCAACCAGCAACGCAAUGGAGAUCAUGCAGUUGUUGACAAAAGGGAACAGGCAACGAACACAGGAACCAACAGCAGCCAACAAAACCUCAUCCCGUUCCCAUGCAGUGCUGCAGGUUACUGUCAAACAGAGGAGUCGAAUAAAAGACAUUUCAGAGGAAGUACGGAUUGGCCGUCUAUUUAUGAUUGACCUUGCAGGAUCUGAGAGAGCAUCUCAGACUCAGAAUACUGGCAAAAGGAUGAAAGAGGGAGCCCACAUUAAUCGAUCCCUACUUGCCCUGGGAAACUGUAUCAAUGCACUGAGUGAGAAAGGAGCGAAUCGUUCCCAGUAUGUCAACUUCAGAGACAGCAAACUGACCCGGCUAUUAAAGGAUUCAUUGGGUGGAAAUAGCAGAACUGUGAUGAUUGCUCACAUCAGCCCUGCCAGUAGCUCGUUUGAGGAGUCCAGGAAUACCUUGAUAUACGCAGACCGUGCCAAGAAUAUUAAAACCAGGGUGAAACAAAAUCUGCUGAAUAUCUCAUACCACAUCACUCAGUACACCAACAUCAUAGCUGAUCUCAAGAAAGAGAUUGAGCGACUCAAACUGAAGAUUGAGCAGCAGGGACCAGAACAGAGAAAAUCAGAGAAGGCCAAUAUCAGGGAUAUUCAAGCUGAAGUCCAGCAGCAUUCAGUGGAAUACAAGCGAGGGGAAAUGGCCAGACUGAGGGAUCAAUUGAUGGUUGCUUUUAGGCAACAAAUGGAGAUCCGUCACAACCUCAUGGAGCUUGAAAAUACCAACAUGGAGCUUCACAUUGACACCUCCAGACAUCUGCUAACCAUAGCUGACUGGGAAAGGGAGAAAGCAAACCGUUCUGGGAAGUGGUGGAAGAAGAAAUGGAGCGAGAUACCUGAUAAAGAUCACAAAGGGGAGGAGCAGGAAGCCAGACUAAUGGAUGAGUCGGAUGUGACUGAACCGCUGGAGGUGACAGUGGCGCGGGAGGAAAUCAGCAUGCUGCUAAAUGAGCAGCAAAAAACUGCAGCACUCAAGUGUGAGUUGGAGCAGAAGUUGGAGGAAAUCAAGGCUAAAGUCUCAAAGAUGGAGGAUUUGCUACCAAAGUGCAUCAGUAAUAAGGAGCAGCAGGAGAUCAUGAGUUUGCUCUGUAAAGUUCAUGAGCUGGAGGUGGAGAAUACUGAGAUCCAGUCAGCUCUGCUGAGGAAAGAGAACGUCCUCCAACAGAAAGACUUUGUUGUGCAGCGCUACGAACAACAUCGAUCACUCUGCAGUGAGAUUAUUCGGCAGCAGCAACAGCUGAUAAAUGAUCACAACAUUGAUGUUCCACAGCAGCUACAGAAUCUCUACACCCUGUAUAGGCAAGAGACGGAGGAGGGGAUGUUGGAUAAUUUGAACACCCUUCAUACCAUCACCUCCAACACGUUGAAGGAUCACACAAUUCUGAAUGUUGCUCGUCAGCUGAACCUAGAAGAAUAUGUGUUGUCCUUGGAAGGAAGGAGAGAUGAUGCCACGUCAAGGACAGUUCAUGAAAACAGACAACUGCUCCACGCCCGGGUUAAGAACCCAUUGCCUCCAAUACUUCCUGAACAUGAGAGUGAUGCCAAUAAGGUGUUCAAAGCUACCACACAAUCACGCUACAUGAAACAGUUGCCAAAUCUAACACCACCUCCCAUCCGCCUGGCUGGACCAUUGUUACUGCAGAAACAGAAUCUGAUCACUCUGAAGGAUUGGAGCAGAAGUGGAGAGUCCAAUACACCAUCCGAAGCAGGAAGCAGCCAAUCAGAGUUCGUCGUAGUGAACAAGCCACAGGGCUCAGGCAACCUGCAGGAAAUUAUGGGCACAAAGAGCAUCUCAGUUAUAGCAGCAGAGCGUCGCUCACGAGCAAAUGUGGCUGACUCUGCAUUAGCACUCACGAGAGGAAAGGGAAGGAGGAUUCAAUCCACACCUUCCGCCGAGGAAACUGAGAAGGAGAACUGGGGUCAAGUAGACUCAAAGAAAGACACAUUAAACAAUGAAAAGAAACCUGGAGUCAAAAGUGAUCAUCUUUCACUGAAAAUGGGAGGGAAUGCUUUUGGGGACAGUCCAGAAUCUAGCAGUCCCUCUCCUUUAACUUCAUGGUCCAAAUUGAAAGGAUUGAGAAAGGCAGAUCAAAAGGACGAUUCAACUGAAAUAAAAGAAAGGAAGAAACAAUCACAUGCUUUUGGAAUAAAUUUCCAGGGGAUUCCUAAACUCAGGCCGUACCCUUCACGGCCGCACAAUCUCAAGAGUGUAUUUGAUCACAGGUUUUCAGUUGCUCCGCACCUCUCGCAGAACUCUAAUCUCAAACCAAGUGUUGUGCCAGUAAGGAUUGCCAAUCUGUCAAAUGCCAACGUGCCAGCUGCAGCAAAGAUCAAAUUCCCACUCAGCUAUCAUUCAGGUGAGAGCCAGUUGCAGAAGAUUGAAGCGAGUAAUGCCGUGUCAAGUAUCACCCACCAGAUAAAUGCAGAAGGGAAUAAAGGGCUGCUCUUGCAGAAGCAAGUCAGAGGACCAGGUUAUGGUGCCAAUACACAACACCUGCGAACACAUCCUGGAAACAAAAAAGGAAGUAAUCUGCCUCCCAGGAUGACAGAUGCAAAUUCACGUAGCAGACCCAAAAAGUGAUCACAAGUAGGAAGCACUUGUGCAAUAUAAUGGCUGAUUUGUGAAAUAAGAUGCAAGGAUUCAGAAGAAACCUCAAACAAAUUAAAGCCAGCAAUGUGAUAUCACCUGAUCUUAUGCUGAAUUCCAAAUGAAUUAAUUUGCUAGAUUUUUUGAUUAAAGUAUACUGAGACAUUAAUUUCUGCAUUUUACAAUCCACGGUGCAAAUGAAUUCAUGUAGCAUUACUGAAGUUGAGUGAGCUAGACAGUUGAAAAAGAAUGCGAGCAUGGAUGGACUACAAGAAGAGCAUGAAUUCUAAACUGCUUAUGGUGCAAUUCCUUUGAGAGCCAUUGACGAAUGCACAGAUCUUUGGUACUGUAAGAACUGAAUUAACUUUGUAGACAUUUGAGUCAAAAAUGUCAUUGGCAGAUAUUAGAAUUUACAAAUAUCUUGUAACAAAAUUAUAAGCAACUUGUUAUUUCAAGUUACAAUUAGUUAAAAAUUUUGAAUAAAACACUACCGACGGCAUUUUUGUUCUGCUUCAUGAAAAUAAGAAGUUUUGUUAUUUCCUAUAGUGUCUUACAUUAGACUAACAAAUGGUGAGUUAAUAUUUAUUUCACAUGAAAUAAUCAGUUUUAUGAAUUGUACUCCAAUCGAUACAAUUGAUGAUGCAAAACAGUGUAUGAAUAAUAAUUAAUGAUGGGAGAGCUGUGAAAUAACAGUAUGAUAACUGAAAUAACAACUGUGCGAAAACUCCACACAUAUAACCAAUGCAUGGCCCAUUUAAAAACAGAUGCCACUAAAAUUUACAGAUUCAUUGCCUAGGAAUUGGAUCAAUUUGUGCACAUUGGAGCUAUUUGUGCAGAUUUUCCACAUGACGAUUAUUUCCAGGUUGCUAAGCACCCAUCAGGAAAUUGGCCCAGACCCCACCAUGCAUGAUUUAACGUCAGUUUUGCAGCUAAUUAUGUUAUCACGUGUAUUGUGGCCAUUUUUUAAAUUGCUGAACUAUAUUGGUUUUUAAAGAUGAAGCCUAUCACCUUUGUUUAUUAAUCACAAGAGAAUUUGCACCAAACCCCAUAGCAGAUUGAUGGUGAUGUGAAUUAAUGCGUCUUUGAUGUGACCUCUGUUUUAACUGCAGUAUAAUCUUCCCCCAGACUCAAUUUUCCAAUGGUAAGUGCAAAAGCACAUACAUCACUUUACAUUCCCAUAAUGACUCCAACAUCUCUAUGCUGUGCCAUUCAUUACAGCCACUGCAAUGUCUGCCAGAAUCACUCUGUGUGGGACCUCUCACGGUUUGGGAUUAGAGUUGGGCAAGAUGGGUGGACACGCACGUUGUGAGAUACAGGGUGAUGAAUAUGGUAAACAUUACAGUACUUUGCUUUGAACUCUUCACUCUUGGACAUUCUCUCACCUCCAUCACAGCCCUUACUGUAGCUAGAAGGUACAGUCAUAAGGAGAAUUCAUUACAAUCUGACCAUCUGCCAGCAUCUAGAACUCCAGUGAUAUGAUAGCUGCAACUUCUGACAGGAACUGCACAUGAUUUUAGCCUAAGUUGCCAUAAUAUGACUUUUAACAUUCUUUCACCCCAAUUAACAAAUAUUUUCAGGAGAUCCAACUGGGCAUUAGUGAUAUUUGCAGCAUUUGUUAAGUGCAUGAAAAGAGGGUGAAUUCCAUUUUCCAGGGAUAUAACAUCCUGUGCUGUGGUACUGCUAGAUGGUAAGCAGUUUUGUAAAUUGAAAGCAUUGUAAAAUAUGUGAUUUAUUUUUAAUUGGCCAAGUUUCAAUGCGGGGUUUUGCCACUUAAGUGAAUAAUCUCUUCAAAAUGUUUUUAUUUUAUAACACCAAUGAAUGUUAUGAGCGAUCAUUUUAAAAAGAGCACUUGCACUCAAUUACCAGCAAGAAACACUUUGAUAUAUUUUUGCUUUUCCAAAGAGGUGAUAAAGAAAAAGCUUGGAUCUCUUUCAUAUCUUAUCAUGUCUCUCAGAAGCAACUGCCAAGUUUUUGCUCAUAUUUUACUAAAUG